UUGACCGGUUGUUCAGCGGGCGGUUUGGCAACGUUUUUGCAUUGUGACAAUUUCACGAGUUAUUUGCCUAAGAACGCAAGUGUUAAGUGCAUGAGUGAUGCUGGAUUCUUUCUUGACGCAAUCGAUGUAGCAUCAAACCGGACCAUGAGAUCCUUUUACGAACAACUUGUCUCUUUACAGGGUGUGCAGAAAAACCUCGAUCCAAGCUGCAUGCGUUCAUUUUCUCCAGACCCGACUCUGUGUUUUUUUCCGCAAUAUGUGUUGCGAUUUAUCAAAACGCCAUUUUUCAUCCUGAACUCAGUCUAUGAUGUUUUCCAGUUUCAUCAUGGGUUAGUUCCACCAUCUGCCGAUCGGACCGGACGUUGGAACCGAUGCAAGCUUAAUGCAACUGCGUGUAAUCCGCAUCAGCUCGAUGCUCUUCAAGGUUUCAGGCGAGAUAUGUUGGGAGCUCUGAUGAAUUUCUAUAAAAACUCGAGGACAGGAGGAAUGUUCAUCAACUCAUGCUUUGAUCAUUGCCAAAGUGCUCUGCAAGAGACUUGGUUCGCCAUUGAUUCACCUAGAAUUCACAACAAGACAAUUGCAGAAGCGGUGGGAGAUUGGUAUUAUGGGCGAAAGAUAUCCAAAGAGAUUGAUUGCGCGUAUCCAUGCGACACCACGUGUCACAACCUCAUCCCUACUUCAGUUUCUAUACAUCAAUCUCCGGUAAAUUUGGAACUUUAAAAUUCCUUUUAAUGCGAUCUUAUAUAUAAAUAAACAUUUGUGAAAUUCGGGUCAAGCCAACUCAUCCUUCUGCAUUGCAGUUUCCUAAAUUUUGAUUGAUUUAUAAAAUA
Molecule: messenger RNA, 830 nt
Organism: Tarenaya hassleriana
Lineage: Eukaryota; Viridiplantae; Streptophyta; Magnoliopsida; Brassicales; Cleomaceae
Product: pectin acetylesterase 9-like
Exons: 7
Coding region: 91-720 (209 amino acids)
Molecular function (GO): hydrolase activity
Source: RefSeq, a predicted model, not a curated record